This is a messenger RNA of Plenodomus lingam JN3, 1011 nucleotides long. RefSeq lists its product as uncharacterized. NCBI's taxonomy places the organism in Eukaryota, Fungi, Ascomycota, Dothideomycetes, Pleosporales, Leptosphaeriaceae. The record is from RefSeq and is a predicted model, not a curated record.
AUGAGUUUCAAGUCUCUAUACAAGGCCCCUCCACAUGCAGAGGUUGCAGAGACAAAGUCGCCUUUCGCUCUCUCUCUCACACACACACAGCGCUCUGGCCCACCUCCCAACUUCCCCUCCAUCCAAUCACCGCCCCACAUCCUCCACUUGGUCCAACGCGCCUCCAAACCGCGCCGCACGCCAACUCCACAUCUCGGGACCACAGCCAUACACAGCCAUCCCCACCCUGACACCAACAAGAUGAACAACUACUCCUUCCUUGAGGCCAACGGGCAGACCCAGCCGCGACCACCUCCUUCACCUUCACAAGGCUCCGUCGCUGGCUCCCAGGUCAACGGCGCACAGCAAAACGGCAUCCCAAUGGUCAAUGGAUUGCACUCCGGCGGCCAGCAAACGGACAUCAACCACCUGUGGGCCGUCGUCCAACAGUUGAGCCAGCUCCUGGAAGAGAACAAGGCCCAGACACAAGGCAUCGUCAAUGGCGUGGCUGCGAUACAAGGGCGAGCAGCAGAAGAAGGCGGCCCAGUUGGUGUGGGCAUGCGCGAGGUAAAUGGCGAAAUAAAUGCAGCAACCCGCACCGCCGAAAUCUCCCACCUGCAAUCCCAACUCACAACCGCAAACGCCACCAUCGCCACCCUCUCCUCCGCAAACACAUCGCUCUCCUCCCUCCUCACAGACUACGAAUCCGCCCUCACCCUACUCCUCGACAAACUGCGACCCUACGCAUACAACCAGACCUCUGCCGUCCUCGCAAUCCACAAACACUACCAGACCCUGCUCGAUCAGGAGCGCUCCACCAGUCUCGCCCUGCGUCUCGAACAUGCAGAGUGGCAGGCGGGAUUGGCACGCGUGGCGGAAACGGCGCGCGCGGCGCUUAGGGGGCAGAGCGAGGUGGAGGAAGGGUUGAGGAGGGAGGGGAAGGAGUUGGCGGAGGAAAAUCGCGUGUUGAGGCGGAUGGUGGGGUGGGAGGAGAGGGAGGGGAGUGAUGAUGAAGAGGAGGGGUUGCAUUGA